This is a messenger RNA of Didymodactylos carnosus, 228 nucleotides long. Lineage: Eukaryota; Metazoa; Rotifera; Eurotatoria; Philodinida; Philodinidae. The record is from the annotation of a GenBank genome assembly.
AUGGUUAAUAGUAUGCAACAGGAUGCAUUAUCCAUUGGUGAAAAAGCUUUACGUUUAUAUGGCCCUUAUGCUGUUGGUGCACGCUCACGCAUUGGUGGUCAUAUACGGGAUGAGUUCAAUAGAAAAUAUCCUAAAGGUUGGCAAACAAUUGUUGGUAAAGAUUUUGGAGCAUUAGGUAUUACAGCUCAACCAAAUUAUUAUAUUUUAUUUCAAUUGAUCGUGUUAUAG